Molecule: messenger RNA, 1284 nt
Organism: Drosophila arizonae
Lineage: Eukaryota; Metazoa; Arthropoda; Insecta; Diptera; Drosophilidae
Gene: rnh1
Product: ribonuclease H1
Biological process (GO): DNA replication, removal of RNA primer
Molecular function (GO): RNA-DNA hybrid ribonuclease activity; nucleic acid binding; magnesium ion binding
Source: RefSeq, a predicted model, not a curated record
AAAUAAAAACUUUAUACACAAUAGUUCACUGAUCUGGUAGCGCUCGUGCAGUACUUUACAACACUUAAGGCUCAUAAUGUUUAGACUCCUGUGUGCUCAACUCCAAUACAAUGUGAGAAUAUUUGAACGCAAAAUGGCUUUCUACGCAGUUGCAAAAGGCCGAAAAGUUGGCAUAUAUGAAAGCUGGACGCAAUGUGAGCAACAAGUGAAAGGCUUCAAAGGCGCCCUUUACAAAAAAUUUAAGUGCCGCCAAGAUGCAGAGGAAUUUAUAAAUCCCCCUGGAGCUAAAGAAACCUACGCUCCACAUGAAGUAGCUGUAGCACUUGGACAAAAGGAAGGUCCGCCAACCAGUUGGCAGCCGCAGAAGCAGCAACAUGUAGUUGAGGCAAAAGAUUACUGGCCCGAAGAUGUUGAUGAAAAACAAGAAGUCACAGAUGAUGAUUUGUUAAUGGCCAUUAAUGAGGUAGAAGGAUUUACUGAGCAGUCAGGAAUCAAUCGGAAACGUAAAGCUGAAAGCACCAGUGCUACGAAAUCGAAAAUUCCACGACAUGUCUCCAAUGUGGAAGAAAUCGUCGCACUGAAACAAUUCGGAGCCUUUGAGUUUACGAUGAAUUCCGAAGGAUAUGUGAUUGUCUACACAGAUGGCUCAUGUCUAGGCAAUGGGAAAAAGCAUGCAUGCGCCGGCUUUGGUGUCUACUUUGGGGACAACCAUCCAUUAAAUGCUGCAAAACCUGUGCUGGGGCGUGUAACCAACAACGUCGGAGAAAUUCAGGCAGCAAUAUACGCUAUUAAGACCGCCUUGGAUUUGGGCAUCAAAAAGCUCAGCAUAAGUACAGAUUCGCAGUUCCUGAUCAAUUCCAUAACAAAAUGGGUGCCCGGCUGGAAGAGGCGUGGUUGGUGUCUUCCAGAUAUGACACCUGUUAAAAAUGUAGCUGACUUCAAAGAAUUGGAUGAGCUGCUGCAAAAUGAAGAUAUUCAAGUUAAAUGGAACUACGUUGAAGCACACAAUGGCAUCAAAGGAAAUGAAAUGGCAGAUAAACUAGCACGGCAAGGCUCGCAAUUAUACAAAGAAUUAAAUUGCAGAGAUAUUUAGUUUAUAGUAAACUAAUUUUAAGAUAUAUUUAACUACGCAAGUAAUGUUUGCAUUAAGAUGACAGUUAUGAAAAAAUUGGAAAUGAAGUUGAAGAUAAUUACCAAAAAUACGUGAUUCUCGGUAUUUUAAGUUACGCGCUUAAUUUCUGCUUUAAGUUGGCAGCCCAAUAAAAUUGACAGUUCGCCUUUAAA